Molecule: messenger RNA, 1176 nt
Organism: Pocillopora meandrina
Lineage: Eukaryota; Metazoa; Cnidaria; Anthozoa; Scleractinia; Pocilloporidae
Source: the annotation of a GenBank genome assembly
AUGAUCGAGCGAGCGCAUCGCACCGGAGUAAGACCAAGAUCAGGUGCUGCUGAUGGUAUCAACACACGCCCAUGAACCAUUGUGUGUCGUCUGCGCGACUGGAGGCAGAAGGAUGAUAUUCUUAGAGCCGCCCGAAGGAUAAAACCAUCUGGUAUAUUUGUGAAUGAAGAUCUCGCAAAUGAGACCAUCGAAAAGCGGAAAAGGCAGGUUGAUGAGCUGAAUGCGGCAAAGAGAGCCGGGAAGACGGCAUACUUCGUGUUGGACAGACUGGUUAUAAAGGAAAGACGUAGUGCAGAGCCCAGCUAAGUUUAUUUACUAAAUAACGAUAAUGUCGCUUACCAAUUUACCGUUUAGUCACUUAGAUGACAGUGAUUUUGCUGCGGUGAUUUAUGAAUUCAGAAAUGGACCUGUUCAUUUCGAUCCCGAGAGACUAUCUAACUUAUUUAUCAAUCCUUUGAGUUCCGAUUUUGAGCGGUUCUUAAUUCGUUCGGAUGAUCUAGACCCUGACAUACAUUUUAAUAUUGACGGCGGGUGUUCUUAUUAUGUAGAAGAUAAAUUUAACGAUACUCUUCAAAAAGAAAUCAUGAUUAGUCGUGAACAAUCGAAUCAUCUUUCAUUGUUCCAUUUAAAUAUUCGAAGCCUUCAAAAAAAGGUUGAUGAACUAUCGACCCUUCUAACCUCUCUAGAUAUAAAAUUCUCCGUUGUUGGGAUAACUGAAACCUGGUUAAUGGAUUCACCAGUUGGAGUCGAAAUUGAUGGUUAUAACUUUGUUUACAAAAAUCGCUCUGUUAAAUCGGGUGGAGGUGUUGGCUUGUAUGUAUCAGACAAUCUUGAUUUUAGAAUUCGCACCGAUAUUUAUGCUGAUGAAGCUGAGGUGAUGGAAGCAUUGUUCAUUGAGAUCAUUCGACCCCAUGAGAAAAUAUCAUUGUUGGUAUAAUUUAUCGCCCUCCAAAUCAAAAUGUAAAUGAUUUCGUGACCAGAAUGAACGAAAUAUUAGGGAAAAUAUCUCGGGACAACAAGAUAUGCUAUAUAAUGGGAGUUUUUAAUUUGAAUCUGCUAAAAAAAUCAAAACCACAACGCCACCGGGGAAUUCCUAGAUGGCCUGUAUUCUCACCUGUUUUUUCCGUUAAUCACGUUACCUUCCCGAAUUACUUCUCACACUGCAACUCUGAUUGA